This is a messenger RNA of Asterias rubens (European starfish), 2222 nucleotides long. RefSeq lists its product as uncharacterized. Lineage: Eukaryota; Metazoa; Echinodermata; Asteroidea; Forcipulatida; Asteriidae. The coding region runs from base 1 to 1578 and encodes 525 amino acids. The transcript has 7 exons. The record is from RefSeq and is a predicted model, not a curated record. Gene Ontology annotation, molecular function: protein binding.
AUGCAAGAGGUAACCUCAGUUCUCCAAUCGUGUCAAUCCACAAGGCCAGCGCCAUCCAAAAGCCUGCCAGCAGCCCAACCCACAAGCCAGCCACCAAAGGCCACUUUGACAUCCACCUUGCCGUCCCCCUUGCCAUCCACCAGCAGUCAGCCACCAAAACAAGUGUUUCAAACGAAACUCCAGCUUCCAACAGCAACGACCACCGGCCAAGACAUUCAUACAGCUCCACCAACUGAAGACACCUCUAUGACCCCAACAUCUGAUGAGACAGUAACCCCAUUGUAUCCAGGAGGGAUACCCCUUUUGACUGAGCAGGACAGGAGAGCGGCUCUCGCCAAGGGUAAAUGUAAGGAGACACUGCUGCUAGUUACCAGCUUGACAAGCUUGUCCGCAAGCUUGCUGCAAGCUAGUAACCAAAAAUCUGAUUUAGGGCAAGCUCCCCGGCAAGCUCCCUGGCAAGCUUGCUGGCAAGCUCACAACAAGCUUGCCGGUGAGCUUGCAGCAAGCUCCCCGUCAAGAGCAACACGCAGUAAGAACUCUUCAAAUGAUGCCUUUGAAGCUCUUGUUUCCUGUGACCCUCCGCGUGGGUUCAUCAUUAGAAAGUCACAAGGCAAAGGUUUAGGAGUAUUUGCUACUGAAACACUUUCACCUGGACAACCACUUUACGUGUAUGGUGGAAAGCUCAUCACCAAUAAGGAGGCUGAACAACUUGAAAAUGAAAAGGAAAGUGUAUUCAGAUACUUCUUUUCGUUUAAAGGAGAGAAACUGUGGUACGUACUUUCUUUAAAAACCAUCACAUUUGCGCUUUGGAAGACUAACAAAUCAUGGCAGAGGCAGAGAACAAAAUGCCCGGAUGAAAGUAUUGGAUUUCAACAGAGUUCCGACCCUGUGUUUGUUCUCUGUAAAAAGAUCCAAAAGCAUGAAGAAGUCUUGUAUGAUUAUGGAAUAAGAAAUCUACCCUGGCUUCAUAAGACAGGAUCAACAGCUAGUACAAAGACUAAGAAGACAAGAAGUAACCCAAAGAGAAGGAAAAGGCAAAAGGUGGAUAGUUCAGUUCAUGUUGUUUAUAAGAGUUCUUCAUCUGGUUAUAGAGGAAGUUCUACAUCUGGUGUUCGAGGCGUUUCUACACCUGGUGUUUCUGGCAGUUCUGAAUCUGAUAAUGAAGGCAGUCCUACAUCUGGUGUACAAGGCAGUUCUUCAUCUGGUUAUGGUGGCAGUUCUACAUGUGAUGUUUCUGGCAGUCCUAAAUCUGAUAAUGGAGAAAGUUCUACAUCUGGUGUUCGAGGCAGUUCUUCACCCAGUAAUGGAGGAAAUUCUACAUCUGGUUUGUAUGGGAGUUCUUCCGCUGAUAAUGGAGGAGGUUCUACAUCUUGUGUGUGUGGGAGUUUGUCAGCUGAUAGUGGAGAAAGAUCUACAUCUGGUGUUCGAGGCAGUUCUUCACCCAGUAAUGGAGGAAAUUCUACAUCUGGUUUGUAUGGGAGUUUUUCAGCUGAUAAUGGAGAAAGUUCUACAUCUGUUGUGUGUGGGAGUUUGUCACCCGAUAUUGGAGGAAGUUCUACAUCUGGUGUGUGUGUGUGAGUUCGUCACCCGAUAUUGGAGGAAGUUCUACAUCUGGUGUGUACAGGAGUUCUUUAGCUGAUAAUGGAGGAAGUUCUACAUCUGGUGUGUGUGGGAGUUCGUCACCCGACUUUUUAGCAGUUCAUCAUCUGACAGAGAGAGUUCGUCUGCUGAUACAAAUGAUUCAGUGGUUUAUGUUCAAGGGGGCUUUUCAUGUGAUGAUGUUGGUAAUGCAGCUGUGCGCCAUUGACCCCCAACCCCAAUGCGAAGACAUGGUCAAACUGUCCAGAUACUACGCUGACUCAGCGCUUACCCGUAACUACAAGCGAGGAAUAACAACCUUGUUGACAGGGAACAAGCGCCAAGAAAAGGCGCUCAUAGAAUAUUUAUCUUGCCAAAUGUGAAAGGCCCUUUAGCGAUUUUCCCUGUCUGCUUAGUUUGCAGGAUAUGAAUUAUAAUGACACCUUGGGAAACCAUUACGCCAGCGAUAAACAGGCAAAGGCAUUCAUUUCGUAUAUUGCUGAAGAGAACAGAAAUGACACUUCUUUGUUGUUGAAAAAAAAAAAAAUUCAUAAGUGUCAUAUGUGAUGGCUCAACAGAUAAGGGGAUACUCGUGGAGGAGAUUGUGUUUGUCAGGCUCAUGAACCAUGAGUGUGUACCUGAGA